AUGAACGUAUCAUUUCAGGAACUUUUAUUGAAAAAAAUAGGUCACAGUGAUUCCCCCAAAACCAAAAAGAAGCGCGUUACUAGAGGCGCCGAAAUUUUGACUUACAAUGAAGUAAUUGAUACAAUGGAAAAAGAACAAGAAGAGAAACAAAGGAAAGCAGAAGAGAAACAAGCCAGACAAAAGAGAAAAUUAAAGAAGAAGACUUUGACUAAGAAAAAGAAAACGAGAUAUGAAUCAGAUAGUAAUACUAGUGGUUCGUUUCAAAGUAACGAUUCGUCAGAGGACGACGACCCAGAAACUUUUUACAAAAGUUUGCUGGCAAAUAACUCAGAUAAUGAUUCUAUAUACCUUGAAGACAAUUUAUCCAAUGUUACAACUUUUGAAACUCCAAAGCGAGAAACAAGAAAUAAAAAUAUUAAUACAUACCAAAUAUCUAAACAAGGAACUAAGACAAAACAAACCCGAAAGAAAACAUGUCUAACAGAAAAAAAGAAUAAAAGUAGCAAAAGAGGAAGUUAUGUUCAGGAAGAAAGCCAGUGCGUAAUUUAUAAUAUGUUGGAAAGCGUAGCAUCCACUUCAAAACAAGAGUUUGUAUUCGUGCCAAAAGAAGGUGACUUCAUAUUAGCAAAAUUCAGCUCUGCUUUGGGAAAGAAAACCUACAACCUAUAA
Arctia plantaginis is the source of this 669-nucleotide messenger RNA. Lineage: Eukaryota; Metazoa; Arthropoda; Insecta; Lepidoptera; Erebidae. The record is from the annotation of a GenBank genome assembly.